UGCCGCGACCCGCAACGGUCGCUAUCACAGCGCGCUGGUGGGGACACGGGCCGCCAGCGGCCGAGUGACGAGGAGCCCGGCGGCUUUGCCUCGCCUGCCCCGCGCAGGUUGCGCAGACGGGAGGCGACGAGGGCCAAGUGCCGCCGGCCAUGCAGGCGCUCAGGAACGCGGGCGCCUGGCUCUGGCGGGCCCGGGCUCGGCCCCCCGCCACGUGGGCUGCAGCCGCGCCGCCCGCACUGCACACCGGCGCCCGGAGAGCGCAGGACGCGGAGCCCUCGGCGGCCGCCCCGCACGGCAGCUUCAGCAUUUACCCUCCAGUUCCAGGACAGGAGAGCUCUCUGCGGUGGGCAGGAAAGAGAUUUGAGGAGAUCCCAAUCGCUCACAUUAAAGCGUCCUACAACAACACGCAGAUCCACGUGGUCUCUCCUGGCAACCAGCCCCUUGCCUACGCCUCCUGCGGCACAGAGGGGUUUCGGAAUGCCAAGAAGGGCACGGGCAUCGCAGCGCAGACGGCGGGCAUAGCUGCAGCCAGUAAAGCAGCUGGGAAGGGGGUGACCCACCUCCGAGUGGUGGUAAAAGGCCUGGGGCCAGGGCGCUUGUCUGCCAUCAAGGGGCUGACCAUGGGGGGUCUGGAAGUCAUCUCCAUCACAGACAACACCCCCGUCCCGCACAACGGCUGCCGCCCCCGGAAGGCUCGGAGGCUGUGAGGGCAGGGAGGCUGCACCAACCUCAAGUCCCACCUCCAGCAGAACCUGGGAGCAGCUCCGCCUAGGCCAUGCCCAGCAGGAAGGGCCAGGCCUCUCGCCACAUGGCCUCUGCUGGCACCUUCGGUGGCGAUCCCUGCUCCCAGAAGAGAGGCCCUGCCACCCAGACACAGAGUAGCAUGGCCCACUCUGUCCACAGCGCUGCCUCUGCCCUGACAAAUAAAGAGUGUCUGUCUGUAACAGUU
This is a messenger RNA of Erinaceus europaeus (western European hedgehog), 949 nucleotides long. RefSeq names its product mitochondrial ribosomal protein S11 (gene MRPS11). Lineage: Eukaryota; Metazoa; Chordata; Mammalia; Eulipotyphla; Erinaceidae. The coding region runs from base 150 to 707 and encodes 185 amino acids. Gene Ontology annotation, molecular function: mRNA 5'-UTR binding; small ribosomal subunit rRNA binding; structural constituent of ribosome. Gene Ontology annotation, biological process: translation; ribosomal small subunit assembly; maturation of SSU-rRNA from tricistronic rRNA transcript (SSU-rRNA, 5.8S rRNA, LSU-rRNA). The transcript has 6 exons. Gene Ontology annotation, cellular component: mitochondrial small ribosomal subunit; ribosome. The record is from RefSeq and is a predicted model, not a curated record.